AUGCCGCGGGAAAACUCCUUCAGCGACUCGGAUGGGCGCUCUUUGACGCCCGACCUGGACGACGAGGAGCAUGGACCCUCGUCACCCACCUAUGGGACUUCACCGAUUGCGGCGUCUCCCACCAAACACACGGCUUUGCCCCGACCCCGACCUUCCUUCAAUUCUAGUCGGCCCGCUCAUAGCGAACCUAUCCGUCGAUUCAGGCAUGUCGUCCGCAAAGUCAUUGCCAUGCAUCGCAGUACAACGGUCAUUACUACCCGUGGCAUUGGAGCAGAACCCGGUGUCGACGUGAGGCGAGCCUCAGCAGACGCAAUGUACGGUGGCAUAAAGCAGGACUGCAUCAUCGAAGUGGCCGACUACUCCUCAACUCAGAGCAGUUUUGGGAGGAUGACGAAUAGGGAGUUCGUCAACUUUAUGAAUGACGACGCUGCCAGCGCUCAAGAGCCUUGGGUGAAAGUACGAUGGAUAAACAUUGCGGGCAUGAGCUGGGACGUUAUCAAGGCUGUUUCUCUCAAGUACAAUUUACACCCAUUGGCUUUGGAGGAUGUCUUCAACACCAGAAGUCAGACCCGCUCCAAGGUGGACUAUUAUACCCAACAUCUAUUCCUCCGCAUUCUCUGCCACGAACUCUCUACUGAUGAUGAGGCCUUCGCGUCCGCAGCAGCUCAAGGCUCGACUUUGACUGAUGCGCCUCGGUCAGAAUCACCCGUUCCUUUUACCGACGCAGAUAAUGACGUGGAAAUGCGUGAAAUGGGGGAUGGUGACUUCGGUGAGGACGAGAAGACUUUGCAUGGUAACUCUACCCGCCGGAAAAAGGCGCCCAUUCUCCCCACGUCUCGUUCAGACGUUUCCACUCCUCGCAAAUCCAGACGGACAACAACAAUGCAUAGUCUCGAUCCGGCCACGAAGCGACGGAUAGAUGAGGUUGCUCUGAGAGCCCUCAAGAGUGGCGACCGAGUUAAUGUUAAGGUCUCGCCAAUGUUCAUAUUCCUGUUCAGAAGCGGUGUUGUUAUUUCCAUGCACUCGGCCCCCUCGCUGGACCUUACUCAACCUAUCACCAGGCGGCUUCGCCAACGCGACACGGGGCUGCGGACAUCGGCCGACCCAUCCUUACUUGUCCAGAGUCUCCUCGAUUUAUUGGUCGACAAGGCCCUGGAAGUCAUUGACACUUACCAUGUCAAAAUCCGGAAAUUCGAACGAGAGAUUCUCCUCAAGCCCAAGAUCGAGACUGUCCGAAACUUGCACAUUCUUUCAGGAGAUCUUAUCCUCCACAAACGCACUCUGGAACCGAUCCGUACUGUCAUCUAUGGGUUGCGUCGGUAUGACGUAGACCGUGCAGCAGCCCUCGUUGACUCGUCUGUGGCUGCCAACCAAGACUUCAAGCCAGCGGGGUUCAUGAGCCACAAGAGCAAGAUAUACCUCGCCGAUGUUUUCGACCACAUGGAGUACAUAUUGAGCUCUCUCGAAAUGUUUGCAGGCAUUGGUGAAAACCUUAUCAACUAUACCUUCAAUAUGGCCAGCUACGAGAUGAACGAGGUUAUGAGACGGCUCACCCUUGCCACUAUCAUCUUCUUGCCUCUCACGUUGCUCACUGGCUAUUUCGGAAUGAAUUUCGAGGGCAUGUGGUCUGUCCAUGGCCAUUCUGAUCUACUGCAAGUCUUUGAUAUCAUUCAUGAGCGACAUACUCAUUUCUAUUCCAGCUUCUGGGAGAUCGCACUACCUGUCAUGGCGGUCGUGCUCCCAAUUUUCAUAACCCCAGACAUCAAGCGCAUUAUCCACUACGUGCAGAAGCACAUUUUAAUGAAGAGGAUCGUUAAAAAGACACUAAAAACGGCAUGA
Mycena indigotica is the source of this 1839-nucleotide messenger RNA. RefSeq names its product Magnesium-like protein. Gene Ontology annotation, cellular component: membrane. Gene Ontology annotation, molecular function: magnesium ion transmembrane transporter activity; cobalt ion transmembrane transporter activity; cobalt ion binding. Lineage: Eukaryota; Fungi; Basidiomycota; Agaricomycetes; Agaricales; Mycenaceae. Gene Ontology annotation, biological process: transmembrane transport; metal ion transport. Bases 1 to 1839 code for a protein of 612 amino acids. The record is from RefSeq and is a predicted model, not a curated record. The transcript has 7 exons.